Molecule: messenger RNA, 6252 nt
Organism: Penicillium paradoxum
Lineage: Eukaryota; Fungi; Ascomycota; Eurotiomycetes; Eurotiales; Aspergillaceae
Gene: atg2
Exons: 5
Coding region: 1-6252 (2083 amino acids)
Biological process (GO): autophagy of mitochondrion; autophagosome assembly; piecemeal microautophagy of the nucleus
Cellular component (GO): phagophore assembly site; extrinsic component of membrane
Molecular function (GO): phosphatidylinositol-3-phosphate binding
Source: RefSeq, a predicted model, not a curated record
AUGGCCUCGUACUUCAUGCCAUCGUUCUUCCAGAAGCGGCUACUCAAAUACGCCCUGUCUCGCGUGGGUCUGGUCGACACAGAGGCCUUGGAUCUAGAUAACCUAGGGAUCCGCUGGGGCCAGCGGUCUACUAUUGAGUUAAGAGAUAUUGGCCUCAUACUAGAGAAAUUAUCAACUAUCCUCAAUCUACCUCCCUCAUGCGAGCUACUCAGCGCCCGGGUACGGUUCCUUCGUCUCACACUCCCAGCCGAUUUCCACAAUAGCGGCAUCCUCUGUGAGGCAGACGGUAUCGACAUACACAUUCGUUUAUUGCCCGAGGAGUUAAAUCAGGAGAAACAAGGGAAACGAAAUGCUGAAAAUUUGGCGGUGCCCACACCGUCUGGUCUUGCGGAGUCGUUCCUUGAGUCGGAGCCCAAAGAAGAAAGAGAGGAGCUACAAGCUGCGAUAUCGUCACAGUCCCAAGUCCUGCCUCAUGAUCCAUUAGCAUGGGGCGCCGACGGGGACGAAGAGGAGGGUCUUGGGAAUGAGACGUUGUCAUUGCCGAGCUUUGUGGCCGGGUUCUUAAAAGGAGUGGUGGACCGACUCCAACUCAAGAUCAGAGAUGUGUCUGUGCGAGUGGACAUGGAGUUGAAGCAGGAUGCACCAUCAAAACAGCAACCUGAACACAAGCCGGAUCUUGUUUCAGGUCUGUUGAGUGUUGGGGAAAUCGAUGUACACGGAGUAUCUGAGAAAACCCAUGGAUUGGAGGACGCUUUGCCUUUCCGGGAAGGAAAGCGGCUUAUUUCGAUCUUGGACAUCAAUCUUGGCUUGAUUGCGGACCCAAUGGUGUUCUCGAACUAUUCUCGGUUUGCUGCUCCUGCCUCUCCGACGACGACAAUGCGUUCAAAGGGGAGCCAACCGUCAAGUAGAGCAUCAUCUCCUUCUCCCUUGGACAGCUCUGAUUCAGACAUCCUCGCUAUGACCCAAUCGACUAUCUUGGAACGACCACAAGCAUUUGAUCUUCCAAGUGCUUCCACUCAUAGCUUAGAGGCGUCUGAAUUUUCCAAUGAUGGACGAUUCUCAGACGCAGACUCAGAGUCAGGGAGUCGCCAUGGCGGAUACCUGGAAGACUCUCGGAUGUUUGGUGAUGACCCAUUCCAAGACAACCCAGGAUAUUUGGACUCGGUGAUCGAUAAUCAAUUUGAUGAUUUCGAUGAACAGCGGUCACCGAUAAUACGUCCCCAAGAGGGUCAAGCAGCAAGGAGUGAAUGGAAAGGCUACUCCUUCCCUGGCCCAGAAAGCAUUUAUCAAAGCCAUCAUGCCUCAUACUCCGAGCAUGCCCCAAUUCCAACAGACAGCUAUCAUGGGUCCCAGGCCUACAACACAUGUCACGGCCAGAUUGGCUCUGAAACCGACCAGACCACACAAUCCAUCCAGCAUUACAAUAAUUACGAUGAAAAUGAACGUAACGAAACAUCACGAUUAAGCGCAUCAUCCCACCCUUCGAGCACAUCUUCGGCUUCUUCAGAGCCUAACAGCCCACACUCACAGGGAAAACAACCAAGUGCCGAUCUUAACGAGUCCAAGUACUUCUCCCAUAAUGAAGCACAAAGUCUUUACAUGAGUGCUAUCAGCCAGGAAGCGAGUGAGAGCUUCAUGCCGAACAUGCCAGGGGCAUGGGGCUCGUUUGACGGAGCAUCAAAGUCACAAAGUACCUCUAGUGAUCAUUCUACAAAUAUUCCACCUGCCGAUUUGGCGCAGUCGACCCUGGUUGAAAAUGAAGCGAUUUCGAAAUCUACAACUUCCUUAGAGGAAGGCUUCACUGAGCAGCAUUAUUUGGACAAUGAAGCUCGGUCUCUGUCAUUGCACAAGGACAGACCUUCAACCCCAUCAAGUCCUGGUCUCCACAGGAUCAAUGAAAUGCGAAAGUCAGUCUUGACUGUCGAUAAGAUUUUCCUAUGGGUCUCAUCUCCUAGUUCCGAAGAAGAAUCGUUAGAAGAGCCGUCACCUAUGCCCCAAAAGGAGAAGGAAGACAUUGACCUCAAAGAAUCCACUGUUGGCUUCGAGGAUUCUGCACCCGAAGAAAGCCUCAUAGCCUCUAGGGCUUACAAGUCUACUCGGUUUGGAAAAUGCGUUGUUGAGGAACAAGCCCAGUCGGGCUCUGGAAAUGAGCUACCUGGAAUCGCCGUGGAAGUGCUUUCUGCCUCGCUCCAUUUUGAUAUUGCCACCGGGUGGCUUCUCACCAAGAUAGGACAGAAGGUAUUGCAUGCUCUUGGUACGGCUGAAAACGAGGCGCCUGAGAAGCAGCCCCGAAGCGAUCAAUCCGAGCGCAAACCACCCGUUCAUCUUGUCGUCCAUGCGUUUUCAAUAAGAAUGCCGGCUCGCCUUUGUAUCCUCCCCUACAAUAUCGAAGAUGUGAUCCUUCGUCUAACUUUAUCUGGCCUGGAUGCUCGCCUUUCAACUCAAGGUACCAGCACCAAGCUGAAUCUUGACAUAUCCAAGUUUGCGUUUGGGUUUGCAUCGGAAGAUAUCAUCUUCUUUGAUGAGAUGUUGAAGAUGCGUGAAUCUACACGGGAUGUGCUCUCCCCCACCCAAGGAGACAUCUCUAUCUCUCUGGCCAAGUCGCCAGAUCUGGCUAAAGUUGACAUUUCUACGUUACCUCUUCAUAUCGACCUCAAUAUCCAGCGACUGGAAGAGGUUUUAGGCUGGAUGGGUGGCCUGAGUACCAUCCUCGAACUUGGAAGUUCCAUGUCGUCGGUGUCCACAGUGAAAGGAAGCUCUCCACUCUCUAACCAGCGCCCCCGUGGUGUCCACUUCGAAACACCCGCUCCAAUUGUAGAAACGGUUAAAAGCACGUCGACUCUCUGGAAAAUCAAUGCCCGAGUGGGUGCUAUCCUGUUGGAUGUUACUGGAGAGACUCACUGUCUUCAGCUGACGACGACCGCCGUCAAAAUUGUCAGCCGGUUCGAAGGGAUUGGUAUCCAAAUAGACAAAGCGAAACUCAUUGGGCCACUUUCGCUUGCUGACAAUUCAGCGGACUCUCCUGCGAAGAUUACCCUGAACAAUAUUCGUCUUGAGUUCCUGUUUGCUCCUAAGGAGGUUGAUCUUGAUCGGCUCUUAACGUUGAUUACGCCAUCCCAAGACAAAUUUGAAGAAGAAGACGAUAUUAUGCUAGACACGCUGUUGCGACAGCGGCGACAAGGGUCGGUUCUUCGUGUGACAGUUGGACGCUUGGAAACACUUAUUUCAGAUACAAGUGGGUUGGAACCUCUUACAUUCCUUGGCGCCGAGCUGAGUCGACUUUCCAAUGUUACCAAAUACUUGCCUGAAGAUGAUCGCCCUGGCAUUCUCACUCUGGUCCUGGUCCGUGACUUACACGGAAAUGUCCACAUUGGUGGAGAAGUUGGGGAUAUAAAAAGUCAUCUUACUGGUGUUGAAGUUGCACACAUCACCAUGCCCUCGCUAACUGCGGCCCAAAUCGGAACUAUGGCUGUCAGUCGGAAUGGCGAUGAGAUUCUGGUGAAAGAAGCCCUGUGGCCGCCGAACAAAUAUCAGGAUCCAACCCUUUCUCGCCCGCCGGUCCUCAUGGCUCGUUUCAUUCCCGAUGAGAUGGAUCCAACUUAUAAAAUCAAAUUGCACAAUCUCCUUGUCGAGUACACCGUACCAUCAGUGACGGCCUUCCUUGGACUGGGAGGCGACAAGAUGAGCGGGGAUUUGGCCAGUAGCAUGGCUAAUUCCAUCGCCAGUCUUACGGAGCACUCCAUACUAUUACCAGUCUUGACUGGGUCAGAGAGACUGAAUGCAUCCCUCAGUUCAGCGAAGCCGCUCAAACUGGCAGUUGUGUUCCGGGAUUGUGUGCUUGGCUUGAAUCCUCGCAAUUCCCCCGCCAAAGGCCUCGCCGUUCUCACCAAUGCCAAAUUUGGAGGAAGCAUGCGUGGAGAUGAAUCCGCAGAAGCAUCGUUCGAUAUCAGAAAAGCCUCGCUCAUGAUCAUUGAUGACGUAUGGCACGAGGGUGCUGAUAAUCUGCACCAACGCAGCUCGGCUGUUGCUCAGACUACCCAAGCUCAAGCUUAUAUCGACCAAGGUUAUGUUCCCGUGUCUUCGAUCUCAUCGGCAACUGCUGGUGUUAAACUGAAUAGUGCAGAAGACGGGACAAAGUCUCUGGAUGUCGAGCUGAAGGAUGAUCUGUUGAUUCUUGAGACUUGCGCGGAUUCAACUCAAACACUCAUCAGCAUUCUGAAUGGUCUUCAACCUCCCACUCCGCCAAGCGUUAGUGUUAAAUAUCGAACAGAGGUUAUGCCUAUCCAAGACAUGUUUGCCUCAUUUACCGGGGAUGCAUUUGCGGCUGAUCCCACUAUUCCUAUUCACGAUGACCUGAAAGCCAACUCCGGAGAACCAUCCUUGGAAGAUCAGCUGACUGACGAGCUUGAAUAUGUCAGCGACUUCUAUCCCGUCAAGGGCGGUCCUGGUGGUGUGGGCGCUGAAAGCCUGGAAGCAGGAUCUAACGAUCUUCUGAACAGCUUCCAUUCUCAUUACGAAGUGUCUUCCAGCAUGACAGAAUUAGACUUCCAGGAAGACCACUUCGCCAAGAAGUCAGCAGUAGGCGGAACUGCACAUCGAUGGGACUCGACCCAGAACACCUACGGUAUUACCAACGACACAAAGCUCGAACGUAGUCCUUUGCGUGUACGCGUACGAGACGUGCAUUUCAUCUGGAACCUCUUUGAUGGAUAUGAUUGGCAACGCACCCGCGACACAAUAUCUAAAGCCGUUAAGGACGUGGAGAUCAAGGCUACAGAGCGACGUGCUAGGGGCUCGCGGGUACCAUCUUCAACAGAAGACGAAGAGGAGUCUGUCAUUGGUGACUUCCUCUUCAAUUCUAUCUAUAUCGGCAUCCCAGCCAACAAGGACCCACGCGAACUCCAUCGCGAGAUCAACCAUGACAUUGAUGAUUUGACCAGUGAGACCGGGAGCUAUGCAACAUCAACCACUGUGACUGGGGCGGGCAGUCGCCAGGGCCGCCCGACUUCCAAGAGAGAGAAGAAGCUGCGACUGCAUCGGAGCAAGCAUCACAAAAUGACAUUUGAGUUGAAGGGUGUCUCCGCCGAUUUGAUUGUCUUCCCGCCGGGCUCGGAAGAGACGCAAAGCUCGUUGGAUGUGCGGAUCAAGGAUCUCGAGAUCUAUGACCACGUUCCGACAUCUACAUGGAAGAAGUUCGCAACCUACAUGCGUGAGGCUGGCGAGAAAGAAAGCGGCACCAGCAUGAUUCAUCUUGAAAUUCUGACUGUGAAGCCUGUGCCCGAGCUAGCUGCUUCCGAGAUUGUUCUUAAGGCCACUGUUCUCCCUAUUCGGUUACACGUUGAUCAAGAUGCUCUCGACUUCAUGAGUCGGUUCUUCGAGUUUAGAGACGAAUCCGCAGAGCCAUCGGGCACCCCGGGCGAUGUUCCAUUCCUGCAACGAGUGGAGGUCAAUGCUGUGCAAGUCAAACUAGAUUUCAAGCCCAAGCGGGUUGACUACGCAGGACUUCGCUCCGGCCGCACGACCGAGUUCAUGAACUUCUUCGUCCUAGACGGUGCUGACAUGGUACUACGACAUGUGAUUAUCUAUGGAGUGUCUGGAUUCGACCGAUUGGGUCAAACGCUCAAUGAUAUCUGGAUGCCGGACGUCAAGAAGAACCAACUCCCCGGCGUGCUCGCCGGUCUCGCACCAAUCCGGUCCUUAGUCAACGUCGGAGGCGGCGUUCGCGACCUCGUUGUUGUUCCGAUGCGCGAAUACAAAAAGGACGGCCGAAUCGUGCGCAGCAUCCAAAAGGGCGCACUCGCCUUCGCCAAAACAACCUCCAACGAGCUAGUCAAGCUCGGAGCCAAACUCGCCAUCGGGACGCAAACCGUUCUCCAAGGCGCCGAGGACAUGCUGACUACGCCUAAUGCGACAACCUUCGACGACGAUUCCCUUGACGAAGACGAAGCGAAGAAGAUCUCCCUCUACGCCGACCAGCCGGUUGGGGUGGUGCAAGGACUGCGCGGGGCAUUCAGCGGUCUAGAACGUGAUCUGCUCCUGGCUCGUGACGCAAUCGUUGCGGUACCUGGCGAGGUGGUCGAGAGCGGCAGUGCCAAGGCCGCUGCAAAGGCCGUGUGGAAGCGUGCCCCGACGGUGAUCCUCCGACCCGCCAUCGGAGUUUCCAAGGCCGUGGGACAAACUCUGCUCGGCGCGGGGAAUACCCUGGACCCGAGCAAUCGGCGUAAAAUGGAAGACAAGUAUAAACGGUACUGA